UGGCUGCCACGCUGACGUACGAUCCGGAUAUGACAAUACUCCCAACCUAAAAGGAAAAGUCCCCCUCCGCACUCUGCUCCGUGGUCAUUUCUACCCGGGUCAUCCUCCGGCUGCCUGUGACGGAAUGCGCCUUGUUUCCUCACUGUUUUGCUAACCUUCGAACAAACAUCGACUCGCCCCUGUAAGUACAACAAAGACUUGUCAGGUCACCCGAGCAACAAACAUGCAAGUGCAGCGAGUCGUUCUUAACUCUCGGCCAGGCAACAACGGGGAGCCAAGUCCGGAAAAUUUCCGCCUGGAACAGAUACAUUUAACAUCCGACCUGGAAGAUGGACAAGUCCUCGUUCGGACGCUUUACCUGUCAGUCGACCCUUACAUGCGCUGCAGAAUGAAUGAAGACACCGGUGCUGGUUACCUGGCUUCGUGGAAGCUGUCUGAAUGCGUGGACGGUGGCGGUGUUGGCGUGGUUGAAAGCAGCCGCUGCAGCGCUCUCACCGAGGGAGACGUUGUCACUUCAUUCAACUGGCCGUGGCAGACCCAUGCAGUGAUGAUGGGAGGUGGCCUUCAGAUGGUUGAUCCACAGAUGGUUGAUGGCCAUCUUUCCUACUUUUUGGGAGCAGUUGGUAUGACGGGACUCACUGCGCUGUUAGGGGUCAGGGAGAAGGGCCGCGUGACCAAAGGGGCCAAUCAGACGAUGGUGGUCAGCGGUGCAGCCGGCGCCUGUGGCUCCCUAGCUGGACAGAUCGGCCGGCUGGACGGAUGUGCGAAGGUGGUUGGGAUUUGCGGUUCAGACGAGAAGUGCAAAGCUUUGGUGGAAGACCUGGGCUUCUCCGCAGCCAUCAACUAUCGCAGCGGCGACGUCUCGGCACGGCUCAAGGAGACCUGUCCCGCCGGCAUCGACGUCUACUUCGACAACGUAGGCGGCGCCACCAGCGACGCCGUCAUAGAGCAGAUGAACAAAGGAGGACACGUGAUCCUCUGCGGGCAGAUCUCGCAGUACAACAAGGAUGUGCCGUAUCCUCCCCCUCUGAGCGACAAGACGCAAGAAAUCCUGCAAAGUCGGAACAUCACCCGGGAGAGAUUCAUGGUGCUCAGCUACAUGAGUAAAGCAGAAGCUGCCCUCUUUGAGCUCAGCCAGUUGGUAAAAUCAGCUCAAAUCAAGGUGUUGGAAACGGUGGUGAACGGUAUAGAAAACAUGGGAGUUGCUUUUUGCUCCAUGAUGAAAGGCGGAAACGUCGGAAAGCAAAUAGUAAAAAUAUCCGAGUGAGGAAAGAUUCCAGCUAGAUAGAGCUUUUUAUCCACGUCCACUGUUGCCUUCUAUCGCCUGCAUUACUGUAACACGGACCUACUGAACUCUUGUAAGUUUGCAACAAAAAAUCCAGUGAGAAAAUAUUUUUUAACUCUUAUUUUCUAACUGUAUCCUUAAAACAUAAAACACAAUGCAAUUUCUGAGCCUUGGCGUGACCUGGAGCCAAUAAGCAAACGUGGGUCAAAUCAGUGAGAACCCACUAACUAUUGUGAACUCUUCUUAGUGUUCAGAGUGGAAAAAUGUUUAGAAUGCAUCACUUUCAAUAAAAAUAAUAAUAAAAAUUAAAAUUGCACUAACCUUCCAACCUAAUCACAAGAAAAGUAGAGCUAAAAAACUAUUGGAAAUUCAAUACAAUUAUUGCAUGUGAAACUGCUGAAAUCAGCAUUCAUAUGAUUUUACAUGCAAUAACCGUAUUAGACAUUUUGUGGAAGGCUCAAAGAGCCACUUCUGGCUCCGAUUGGAUCCCUUGAUCUUGAGAAAUUGUGCAAAAAGAAAUAGUUAAAGCACUAUGAAACCAAAAUAGUGAUCUUUGUGCUCCGUUAAAAGGCAACUACCAUUUAGAUUCUUUAAAGGCACUGGUCCUACAUAUUGAUCCAUCAAUUACGUGCCUCUAUCUUACUGUGAUCCGAUUGGACUACAUAGAAACGUUCGGACACAAAAGCCAUACCGUAAUGCACAUUUCUUUAUUCCACAACACUAUAAACCGAUAAUAAAAUAUAGUUAUCGUGGUUCUAAAUCGAGUUGUCACAAGAAAAAUAUGUGGCAGGUGUAAAAUUACCAUCCAUUCAUACACAAAGCAUCAGUGCUCCAACACAGGGGAGGGAUUGCGGUAGGGGGUCACACAAACACCAGCACGUUGGUUACAGUAUGUCCCCCUUUGCGUUGAUGCGGAGGCGGUGGAGUACAUGACGGCGUUUCCUCGCCGAGUCCGGUCGGCGUGCAUUCCAAACCGGGCACAUUCACGUUUAUUGUUGGUGUCGAGACACUUUUUGUUUUAGGGGAGAGG
Messenger RNA from Xiphophorus couchianus (Monterrey platyfish), 2315 nucleotides. It is a transcript of the gene ptgr2, whose product is annotated as prostaglandin reductase 2. The transcript has 9 exons. Gene Ontology annotation, biological process: prostaglandin metabolic process. Gene Ontology annotation, molecular function: 15-oxoprostaglandin 13-reductase [NAD(P)+] activity. Bases 224 to 1267 code for a protein of 347 amino acids. NCBI's taxonomy places the organism in Eukaryota, Metazoa, Chordata, Actinopteri, Cyprinodontiformes, Poeciliidae. The record is from RefSeq and is a predicted model, not a curated record.